Phragmites australis (common reed) is the source of this 1570-nucleotide messenger RNA. RefSeq lists its product as uncharacterized. The coding region runs from base 115 to 1323 and encodes 402 amino acids. The transcript has a single exon. The record is from RefSeq and is a predicted model, not a curated record. NCBI's taxonomy places the organism in Eukaryota, Viridiplantae, Streptophyta, Magnoliopsida, Poales, Poaceae.
CUCCCUGUUUCCUUGGCUUCCCUCCAUCUCCAUCCUCCACAGCUCUUAAACCCGUGAUCACCAGUAACCACCACAGAGUGUCGAAGUCCAAGAAGCCAACACAAGAUCAGCGAAAUGGAACUGAGGACGGCUCCCGCCUCGCCGCCGCUGAAGGACUUCCGGAUCGACAGCUCAGCCACGAGCCCGUACGCCACGGCGCCGUCCAGCCCGCACGGCCGCCUGGGCACGAGCCCGUUCGGUGCCCCUGCUGAGGGAGCGGCCAAUGGACAGUUCUCGACGGCGCCGCCGUCGCCGAACCCGUUCGACCUCCUGCCGCCGACCACCUCGCGCCUCACCGGCGACAACCCGUUCGACCUCUUCCAGCACUUCGCCAGCGCGCCCGCCAGCCCCCGACGCGCCGCCGCCAUAUACGCGCACUUCGCCGAGGGGAACGGCAGCGUCGGCGGGCGCGACGGCGAGGAGGAGGAGUUCCAGCCGCGCGGUUCGUUCGCCACGGGCGCCUGGGCCGUGCCGUUCGACUGGGAGGAGAGGCCCGGGACGCCGAAGGCGGGGCUCGGCGGCACCGCGGCGUCGGACUCGGACUUCGAGUUCGGCACGCUUGUCGACAAGACCGCGCCGGCAGAGAACCUAACGACGGCCGACGAGCUCUUUGAGAAGGGCAAAAUCCGGCCGUUGAAGCCGCAGCUCUGGACGGCUGACGAGCCCGUCGACAAGAGCAAGAUCCGGCCGCUGAAGCCGCCGCCUGGUCUGCUCGAUGGUGGAAGCGUCGUGUCGUCUCCACGGUCACCGAUGGCAAGAGCUGGCAUGUGGUCGCCACGGAGACGGGGCAGGGUCGGCUCUGGCGUGGACUUCGACCCGUUCACCGCCGCCCUGCUGGAGGCGACCAAGGCGCCCUCCCCGCUCGACGGCAAAGAAGCCAACGGCGGCGGCGCCCCAGGCUCGCCGCCCAUGAAAUCGACCGCCCGUCCCGCCUCGAGGAGCGCCGGGUGGAGAAGGUGGCGGCUCAGCGACCUCCUCCUGUUCCGGAGCUCGUCCGACGGCGGCCGCGUCAACAAGGACCCGAUCUUCAAGUGUUCGCCGGCGCAGCAGCCGGAAGCGCCCUGCAAGAAGGCGAGCGCGCAGCCCACGAUGACAGCCAAGGCCAGCGGCAAAGGCCACGACAUGGGCAAGGCCAAGAAGCAGGGCAACAGGAGCGCGGCCGCCGCGGCGGAGGGCGUCGCCGGGUGCGCCCGGCUGAGCCCGCUGCAGCGGCUGGCCAAAGGUCUCGGCGCGUACUCGUGGCACUACGGCCGGGGCAUGGCGGCGCUGGGGACCAAAGGGUGAAGAAUCCAUGGCGUUAGCAAUAUUAAUUUGCCAAUGUCGUUCAUACAAGAGGUUUUUUUUUUUUUUUUUUUUUUUUUGCAAAAUUUUGUGAAACCAUGUACAAGUACAAUUUGCUGCCAGUUCUGUUCUUGGUGUUGGUUUCUCCCUUUGUGGAGCUUGACAGUACUAUCAUGUACUACUAUUUGGGUAUAGAAGAGAUUAUACGACGACAGAUUGUUAAUUCCUACGGGCAAUGUGCCCUUGAUCA